Molecule: messenger RNA, 763 nt
Organism: Colossoma macropomum (tambaqui)
Lineage: Eukaryota; Metazoa; Chordata; Actinopteri; Characiformes; Serrasalmidae
Exons: 4
Coding region: 90-461 (123 amino acids)
Source: RefSeq, a predicted model, not a curated record
CAUCGUUGGACUGCACUGUCCAGAAGUCAAAAAUUGCAGUGAAAAACCCCAACGUUCGACCACCCAAAGACCCCCGUACGCUCAUAAACAUGGCCUCGGUGGAGCCCCUGGCUCCCGCUCGCCCUCCACACCCCAGUCCUCUGAAGAAGGUUCAUGGAGAAGCGCUCGCCACACCACAGAAAGUCAUUGGGUUCAAACUGCCUGGUCUGGGUGCUGGUUUCCCGGUGUUGAGGAAAACUGAAGCUGGCAAAAAAAUGAGGGAUGAGGGAGAAACAGAGAGCCCAUCCACGCAGACACAGACACAGAAAUCUGACACACAGACGGAACCAAAAGAGGACGGUGUCAAGCAAGAGCAGCCGGCCAACAAACCGAAAUGGACCCCACCGAGGCAUCCUGGGAUGGGUAACCCACUGAUGAUGUCAGAGCUGAAGAGCAAACUCAAAAAGCCUGGAAAAGACUGACGAGAUCAGCAGAGGAGAAAGUCACCUUUUCACCAGCGCUCCUUUACUAUUUUUGUUCACUUUUCUUGCUGUUUGUUUCCACAGUGCAACGUCAGAGGUGUUUGUUUUUCAAAGUGCAAUAUAAAAAUGUCCCUUGCUUACUAUUUUUCAAUUGUGCAAUGUAAAAAUGGGAGUUUAAAAUUUAUUUGUUUAUGUAUAAUAUUUUUAUCUUAAGGAAUAAAUGUUCUAUUUAAGAAAAUAGGCACUUUUCAGUUUUGUCAAAGGGGAAGUCCACUAACUUUCAAACUUGCAAACUUUCUGCA